This is a messenger RNA of Cicer arietinum (chickpea), 3113 nucleotides long. NCBI's taxonomy places the organism in Eukaryota, Viridiplantae, Streptophyta, Magnoliopsida, Fabales, Fabaceae. The record is from RefSeq and is a predicted model, not a curated record.
CAUUGCUCUUUUUUUUGGGGGUUUUAUAUGUCAUUUAAUAGGUGUUUUUUGAUUGGUUUGUGUUCUUGCUGAUUUCUAUUUUAGUUAUGGGCUUGGGUUGGUGAAUUGGGAAAGAUAAAGAUGUUGAUGAAUUUUAUGGAAUUGUGUAAUUUCUGCUAUUGCUUUUGUGCUUGGUGUCAUUAUAGUUAGAUAUUGUUUUCAAUUUUUCAUAGGCAUGAGUUUUGAUCUGUAUUCAUAGGAGAGAGCAAGGAAUCAUGUUUAUGAGUUGACCUUAAUUGGUUUUCAUAAGAAUUCACAUAGGUGAGAGCAAGAAAUCAUGUUUAUGGGUUGACCUUAAUUGGUUUUCAUAAGAAUUCACAUAGGAGAGAGCAAGGAAUCAUCUUUAUGGGUUGACCUUACUUGGUUUUCAUAAGAAUUCACAUAGGAGAGAGCAAGGAAUCCUGUUUAUGGGUUGACCUUAAUUGGUUUUCAUAAGAAUUCACAUAGGAGAGAGCAAGGAACACAAGAACACAUCAAGAGGGAACAUUUCCCACUGCCACAUUUCUUAAAAACCACACAUGAUUCUGGAAAGUACACAAAAUGUUUUUUUUUUUCCUUUCAAAUGUGUACAUCCGAAGUCAUGGUAGAGGGUGUGCAAAGAUUCUACUACACAUCAAAGAGUGUUGAUAUGCAUUGGAUCACUUCAAUGGGCCAUCCCGAAUUGCAACCCGACCUAAUAUUAAGAAUAACAAUGAGAAUCGGUCCCGUAUUUAGGAUAUCCUUUUAAUUUAGAACCGAUUCAAUAAGAAGGUUAAUAGGAUUGCUAAUUGAAUCAUUGUGGCACUUUGUAUUUGUUCUCCUGAAAGAAGUAAGAAACUCUCCUAUCACCUGUAGAUGUAGGUUACAUUGACCGAACCAUGCAGAAUCUAUGUGGAUUCUUCUUCAGCUGUCUGCUUUAAUUAUAUUUGUUCUCUUAUUCUGUCAUAACACUUUGCUUUCUAACUUCCAAGAUUUUGUAAUGUUGUGUUGGAUAUGUUAGAUAUAAUUAGUUGCGUCAUUUAUGGAUUAUCAGUAGCUAGUUGUCCUUGAUAGCCUUUUUGUGUUUGAAUCAUGUUGAUGGGCCGGCUCGAAUUGUAACACGGCCCACUAUUUUGGAGUUCAAAAUAUUAAGGAGAACAAUGAGAACCAGCCCCUUUUUAUAUAUUCCUUGUAAUGAACCAGUACAAUAAGGGGGUAAUAGGGUUGCUCAGAGUAUCAUUGCGGCUCUCUCUAUCUAUUUUUCUGAAAGCAGUAAGAAAUCCUCGCGUGGACGUAGGUAAAAUAGGGUCAGGGGUGCUACUCCAGGGAUUUCAAAGGAUAUGAUGUGUGUUUCAAGACACCAAUGCUUGUAGAUUGCAAUCCUCUUUGCUUUCAUUUUGUUCACUAAGUUCUGCAAACCAUUGUCGUCAUUGGUACAUUAAUAGCUAUUGGGAGUUACUGAGAGACAAAAAAUGAGUACACAUAAUAUGUUGGGCAAUGUUUUAAAUGAUAUACUUCAGGUGAUCACACCCUCACAAGAAGAUUGGGCGAUACGGUUUGCUAUUAUUAAUGAUUUGCGAAGCAUUGCUGAAUCUGUGCAAAGUCUGAGAGGAGCAACUGUUGAACCAUUUGGGUCAUUUGUAUCUAAUCUCUUCACACGAUGGGGAGACGUGGACAUUUCAAUCGAGUUAUUAAAUGGUUCCCAUAUUGCAUCUGUUGGGAGAAAACAAAAACAAACAUUGCUGGGAGAUUUUCUAAGAGUUUUGAGAUUGAAAGGUGGAUACAUGAACAUGCAGCUCAUCCUCAACGCGAGAGUUCCCAUUUUAAAAUUUAGAAGCAAACAACAGGGAAUAUCUUGUGACGUUUCGAUCAAUAACUUGCCGGGCCUGAUGAAAUCCAAGUUUUUACUUUGGAUCAACAGGAUAGAUGGUCGGUUUCAUGAUAUGGUUUUAGUGGUCAAGGAAUGGGCCAAAGCACAUAGAAUCAAUAACUCUAGAACCGGAUCUUUCAACUCCUAUUCCCUCAGUUUACUUGUAAUAUUUCAUUUUCAGACAUGUGCUCCUGCAAUUUUACCACCACUUAAAGAUAUAUACCCUGCAAAUAUGGUUGAUGAGCUGAGAGGUGUUAGAGCUGAUGUGGAGAAUCUUAUUUCAGAAACCUGUGGUGCAAACAUAAACAGGUUCAUAUCAGACAAGUCAAGGACCAUUAACAGAAAAUCUGUACCUGAGCUUUUUAUUGAUUUCCUGAGAAAGUUUGCUCAGAUGGAUUCAUGGGCCUCAGAGCUGGGAAUUUGCCCUUACAGUGGACAGCGAGAACAGAUAAAAAACAAUAUGAGAUGGUUGCCCAAGACAUAUGCGAUUUUCGUUGAAGACCCUUUUGAGCAGCCAGAAAAUUCCGCUAGAUCUGUCAGUGCUGGGCAGCUGAGGAAGAUAGCUGAAGCGUUUUUAAAGACGUACAGCCUACUCACCUCAAAAAAUCAGAAUCAAAACUCUCUCUUGGCCUGUUUAGCACCGCCACAUAUAGCAAGAAUUAUUGGCGGACCUGCCAUUCCAAGUUACAGUAGCGGUUACUUUCAUCCAACUCAGCCACAGCAACAGGUGCAGAGGGGUGUGCUCCCACACCCACAAUCACAACAUCAUUUUCAAAAUGUCAGGAAAGGAGCACGCGCCAACGGUUCAACUUCAAAAGCAAGCACCAAUGGUUCAACAUCAAGAGCAAACACCAUAGGUUCAACUUCGAAAGCAAGUGCCAACGGUUCAACUUCGAAAGCAAGUGCCAACGGUUCAACAUCGAAAGCAGGUGCCAAUGGUUUGACUUCAAAAGAAAGCGCCACCAGGUCGACUUCAAGAGCAAGCUCCAAUGGUUCAACUUCAAAAGCACCUCCGCAAGCACAUCAAGGCCAGCAACGGCCGACAUGGAGGCCAAAGGCCAAAGAUCCAAUAGCAUAGCCAGAAUACAUAAGGGAAUAUGUUACAUUGACAUAACUUGAUUUCUUGUGUUAUAAGUUAAUUGGCAUGAUUUUUUGUUCUGGAGGGUUAAAAAAAGAAUUACCCGAUUGGAUUUAUUACUUGACAUUUUGGUGGAGAUUAUAAUGCAAUGGUUGGAUUAGACAAUUC